AUGCAGCAUCAACUUAGAGAAGAGCAGAUGCGAGCGACAUUGAAACAGCUUCAGACGGAUGUAAAUGAAUUACUUGACGAUCAGGAACAAUACAUACGGUUUGUAUACGGCAAGAUUAGGGGACAGCUAGAGAGGAUGCACCACAUGAUAGCCUCGGGCGGCGAUGCCGCGACUGCACUUGGAAAUUGCUCAAGCUACCUCGGAAGCAUGGACCAUCUCACGCAGGCAUAUACUGGUUGCAUGACAGAUGGUCAGCGUAGUGGUGCGGCUGGGGGUUGCUCGCUUCCGGCUGCCUCCACUCCGUUAAGUGAACGUAUACAAGGAAUGCUGCCCCCGCUACGUAACCUCAUGAUGGAGGGCCUUACGCAGACAGACUGUACACAAUGGGCUGCGUUAACAACGGCCCCAGGCCACGAAGAUUCACCAACGAAGUCCCCACAAAAACAAUGGGGUGAUGAGGGUCAGGUUUGUAGUGCUGUUAAUGCUGCGGUGGACUACACAUGCUUUGAUCCCAUCGGUAGUGUAGGUGGUGAUGAUGAUUUGCAGCAGAGUGCAGAAGGAAGCCUACUUUCACCGUAUGCAUGUGGCGAUGACCUCAGGCACGAGCAGCUGCAUCAGGGGGAUCUGAUUGGUCAGGGCACCAAAGCAGACGUUAUUCACAUCGGCACAAUCAACUCGUUAUCAAAUCAGCAUGUCACAACAAGCGUAAGGGUGGAGUAUGUAAAUGGACGGCCCAAAGCUGUGUCUAUCCCCGAUGGGGCGCCGGAAGAUCCAGAAAGGUUAGGCAUUGAUGUCCAUUCACCGUGCAAGGUAAUGGUGGAAUUUAAGAGAAAGCGUGUGCUCCAGUUUGAGUCGAAGGAGUAUGUUCCUCCAGGAAGUUGUGUGGUUGUUGGUGGUGACCGCGGGGAGGAUAUUGGCCUCGUAACGUACACUUGGUGUGAAACAACACGACCAUUAAGUGGGGGAGUUGACACCUCUUGCGCCUCUGACACCACUAAUGGAAGCGUAGGGAGCAAAGGAGUUGUUGUUGGUGUUGGUCUCGCUGGCAGUGCCUUCACGCGUAACAUUGGCCUUGGGUCGGGAACUGUGCUUCGUCUUGCUGAUGAAUCGGACGUUACGCAGUUGCACACGGUACAGGUGGAGUUGGAGCGUCGUGCGAUUGAUGUCUGUUCGCAACGCGUACUCGAGCGUGGGUUACCCAUGACUAUCGUUGAUGCAGAAUAUCAAUUUGACAAGAACAAGCUUACAUUCUUCUACGAGGCACAACAACGCAUGGACUUCAGGGAGUUGGUUCGCGACCUUUACAAAACCUUUCGAGCAAGAAUAUGGAUGGAGGCAGUGGAGAACUAA
Messenger RNA from Trypanosoma brucei brucei TREU927, 1350 nucleotides. RefSeq lists its product as hypothetical. The transcript has a single exon. NCBI's taxonomy places the organism in Eukaryota, Euglenozoa, Kinetoplastea, Trypanosomatida, Trypanosomatidae. Bases 1 to 1350 code for a protein of 449 amino acids. The record is from RefSeq and is a predicted model, not a curated record. Gene Ontology annotation, cellular component: cytoplasm.